GGUUCUCCACCCAAGAUGACUUCAGUGACUAGACCAGAGACUGUAGAAGUGCUAGAAGAGGAACCAGUGACAUCUAAGACUCAUGAUCAUCAAUUGGAAUCAGAUCCCAUCCCUGUGGAAGUGUGUAAUAAAUCGUCUGCCUCCCUGGAGAUGACUCAAGGUGUUUCAAAGGGAAGAAUUCACGUUAGCUCCAGCCCUAAAAAAGGGGAGCGUCGUGAUCUCAGCCACGAGGAAGGACUUCUGUCCAGGUCCCUUCAUUUGUCUCCCCAAGAACAGUCUGCCCAUCAUCAAGACAGAAGGCAAUCCUGGCGGCGAGCAAGUAUGAAAGAAAUGAACAGGCGGAAGUCACUGCCUCCCUUUCAUCAGGGCAUCACAGAGCUCAGCAGAUCCAUCAGUGUUGACCUAGCAGAAAGCAAACGGCUUGGCUCUCUCCUGCUUUCCAGUUUCCAGUUCUCUGUUCAGAAACUUGAACCUUUCCUAAAGGGUACUGAGGGCUUCAGUCUUGAAAGUUUUAGAGCCAAAGCAUCUUCUCUUUCUGAAGAAUUGAAACAUUUUGUAGAUAGACUAGAAUGUAAUGGAACUUUACAGAAAUGUUUUGAAGAUUCAAAAGGAAAAGCAUCAGAUUUAUCUCUGGAAACAUCAGUGGCUGAGAUGAAGGAAUACAUAGCCAAAUUUUCCUUGGAACGUCAGAAUUGGGAUCAGCUCUUGCUGUGCUACCAGAAGGAGGCCGAGGAGUUCUUCCCCAGAGGAUCAACUGAAACAAAAAUUACUGAAGUUGAAGUGGAACCUACAGCAUAUCUUGGGUCUUCCCAGAGUGAAGUUCUUAAUACAAAGCCUGACUACCAGAAAAUAUUACAGAGCCAGAACAAAGUCUUUGAUUGUAUGGAGUUGGUGAUGGAUGAACUGCAAGGAUCAGUGAAGCAGCUGUAUGCCUUUAUGGACGAAAGUACCCAGUGCCUCCAGAAGAUGUCAGUACAGCUCGGGAAGAGAAGCACGCAACAAUUAGAUUCCUCACCCGCUCGAAAACUGCUCAAGCUUCAGUUACAGAACCUGCCUACUGCAAAAUGCUCUAAAUCUGAGUUACUGAUUUAUUUUUGAGAAUCCUCUACUUUAAUCUUCCUCAUGGAUGAACUUCAGGAUGUUCAACUCACAGAGAUCAAGCC
This is a messenger RNA of Molossus molossus (Pallas's mastiff bat), 1163 nucleotides long. It is a transcript of the gene DSN1, whose product is annotated as DSN1 component of MIS12 kinetochore complex. Bases 16 to 1098 code for a protein of 360 amino acids. Lineage: Eukaryota; Metazoa; Chordata; Mammalia; Chiroptera; Molossidae. The transcript has 11 exons. Gene Ontology annotation, biological process: mitotic sister chromatid segregation; cell division. The record is from RefSeq and is a predicted model, not a curated record. Gene Ontology annotation, cellular component: MIS12/MIND type complex.